This is a messenger RNA of Carya illinoinensis, 2227 nucleotides long. RefSeq names its product ABC transporter G family member 23. The coding region runs from base 20 to 2110 and encodes 696 amino acids. Lineage: Eukaryota; Viridiplantae; Streptophyta; Magnoliopsida; Fagales; Juglandaceae. The record is from RefSeq and is a predicted model, not a curated record. Gene Ontology annotation, molecular function: ABC-type transporter activity; ATP binding; ATP hydrolysis activity. The transcript has a single exon. Gene Ontology annotation, cellular component: membrane.
CAGUUAUAGGUGUGUCAAAAUGGAGAAAAGGGAACCUUUUGUAUCUCUCUUUUUGGUUGUUCUAACCCCCAUUUCUACCCUACUUGAGUUUUCUGCACUUGAAAGCCUCCACCGCCUCCUAUCUCUUCCCCUACUGAGAAUUAAGCUCAGAACAAUGGCUGUUUGCUUUCAGAAACAAACCAUUGAAGACGAUUCUUUGAUGCUCUUCUCAGCUUCGGAUUCCCAAGAAGAAUCCAGCACUCCUUCCUCUUCUUUCCAUCACUCGCCCCCGCAACCAUCACAAAAGUCCAAAACAACUUGCAAACUUAAUGUGAGAAAUCUUUCCUAUGCUAUCCACCCACAUAGGUUACUCGAUAACUCAUUUUGUCACCUGUUACAAAAGCCCAAGCCCGUCAACAUACUCAAGUCCGUCUCCUUUGUUGCAAGGAGUUCAGAAAUUCUUGCCAUUGUUGGCCCGAGUGGAACUGGGAAAUCUACUUUGCUCAGACUAAUAUCAGGAAGGGUGAAGGAAAAUGACUUCGACCCGAAAAGCAUUUCAAUCAAUGAUCACAACAUUAGCAGUCCAGCUCUCUUGCGGAAGAUUUGUGGGUUUGUCGCGCAAGAAGAUAAUCUGCUUCCUUUACUCACCGUAAAGGAAACGCUAAUGUUCAGCGCCAAGUUUAGGCUCAGAGAAAUGAACGCUCGAGAAAAAGAAGCAAGGGUGAAGAGCUUGAUGCAUGACCUCGGUCUUCUGCAUGUAGCAGAUAGUUUUGUGGGAGAUGAAGAGAACAGAGGGAUAUCUGGUGGAGAGAGGAAAAGGGUAUCCAUUGGAGUUGACAUGAUUCAUGACCCUCGAAUUUUGCUCCUGGAUGAGCCAACGUCAGGCCUAGAUAGCAGUUCGGCACUCCAAGUGAUUGAGCUCCUUUCUUCCAUGGCGAAAGGCAAGGGAAGAACAGUGAUUCUAUCUAUCCACCAACCGGGCUAUAGAAUCCUUCAAUUCAUUCCAAACUUCUUGAUCCUCUCUGGUGGUUCAGUUGUCCACAAUGGUAGCCUUGAAUCACUCGAGAAAGCUAUAAAUAAAUUGGGAUAUGAAAUUCCAUUGCAGCUAAAUGCCAUAGAAUUCGCCAUGGAAAUUACAAGUACACUGGAGGAUUCAUAUUUGAGAACUCCCUUGUCCAGUGUAGAAGAGAAGGAGCCUUAUUCCCUCUCUAUCUUUCCAGAGGGGGAGAUGGAGAGAGUACUCGGACAACACAAUGAUAGCAGACAAACAUUUACUAGUUACUUCUCCAUUUGGUUUGAGAUUAUGUUUCUUUGCUCAAGAUUUUGGAAGAUCAUCUACAGAACAAAGCAGUUAUUCUUGGCGAGAACGAUGCAAGCUAUUGUGGGGGGAUUUGGGUUGGGAAGCGUAUACAUGAAAGUGAGAAGAGAUGAAGGAGGUGUGACUGAAAGAUUGGGCCUAUUUGCAUUCAGUCUUAGUUUUCUUCUUUCUUCCACAGUCGAAGCUCUUCCAAUAUACCUCCAAGAGAGGCGUGUUUUGAUGAAGGAAGCCUCAAGGGGUGCCUACAGGACAUCCUCCUACAUGAUUGCCAAUACAAUAAUAUUUCUGCCAUUCUUAUUUGUGGUGGCUGUUCUUUUUGCAACUCCAGUAUACUGGCUUGUAGGACUCAAUCCUUCAGUCACUGCAUUUGCAUUUUUCACUUUCAUUGUCUGGCUUAUUGUGUUGAUGGCUAGCUCCCUAGUGCUCUUCUUAAGCGCAGUCUCGCCUGAUUUCAUCUCAGGAAAUUCACUCAUCUGCACUGUUCUUGGAGCCUUCUUCCUCUUCUCUGGCUACUUCAUUCCAAAAGAAAGCAUCCCAAAAUAUUGGCUCUUUAUGUACUAUGUUUCCCUCUAUAGAUACCCAUUGGAUUCACUUCUCACAAACGAGUAUUGGAGUGUGAGAAGUGAGUGUUUCUCUUGGCAGGCUCAAGAUCAUUCCAAGUGUUUGCUGACAGGAAUCGAUGUCUUGAAGAGCAGAGGACUCGACAAGGACACAAGGUGGAUGAAUGUGGGCAUAAUGCUUUGCUUCUUUCUAUUCUAUCGUCUGCUUUGUUGGAUAAUUCUUUCUCGAAGAGUUUCCAAUACCACAAUAUGAUGCUAUAAAUCAUCACUACAAACACCUGCCAUAUGAAGGUGGCUUUCCACCACUUGGGGUUGUAAAAAAUGUUUGAAAUACUGGUGAUAUUGCAAUCCAGGGAACUUGUAAGUUUCA